GUUCACUUUAUUAUCAUUUUACCUUUACACAUUUAGUUAUAUUUUUGAAAAAUUAAAAUUAUAAUCCAUAAAUCGUAUUAUGUACAAUAUUUUUCUACAAUACACCUAACGUCAGUCAUAUAUUAGUCACAACUCUCACUAUUUUGUCUUAAUUUCUUUCAUUUCAUAAAAAUGAAUAGUCCAAAGAUCGGUGAAAAAAUUACGGAUGAGAAACACUCAUUUGUCAGGAGACUUUCCAGUAGCAUAUGUACGAAAUCUGCUGAGAUCACGAGGAUUUUUGACCUUUUUGAAUCCUACGCUACAAAUCUCAGUUUAGUGAAAACUGCCUCAGAAAAACUUAAGAUUCCCCCAGGGAUUGUUCUCUUGGGCAUGGUUUCAAUGCUUUUAGUGUUCUUGAUCAGUAAGCUCGGAGGCUCACUAAUUUGUGACGCCGUUGGGUUUUUAUACCCCUCCUACAAAUCCUAUAAGGUUCUAAAGAGUUGUGAUCAAAGGGGAGCACCUUCUGGAUCCAACUCAGCCAAACAGUAUGAGACGGCAAGAUCGGUAAACGAAUCUGAAGAUAAGGAAGCUGAAGGAACUGAUUCGGUUAAAAAACAGACUCCAACUUCUGUUGUUAGUGAGGAAACCAAGAAAAACCUCAUAUACUGGAAUAAAUACUGGGUAGUUUUCUCGCUUGGAUUUAUUUUCAACUACUUUGCGAACAUUUUCCUUUACUGGCUUCCCUUUUACUACGUUCUGAAGCUUGUUUUUAUAGUUGUUUUACUUCACCCGAAGCUACAAGGUGCUGAGUUGAUUUACAAUUUCUUGAUAGCGCCACUCCUGGAUAGGUAUGAAUCAACCAUUGACAAUGGCCUUGUAUCACUUGAGAAAACUGCAGACCAGGUCUUUAUAAAGUACGGGGUUUCCAAACUUUCCGACAAACUCAAUGAGUACGCCGAAAAGCACACCACCAGAUAAUAAGCACCUUUAAAAAUUAACAAGCUAAAGUUUGCGUAAUUUUAAAUUUCACUA
Messenger RNA from Theileria parva strain Muguga, 1011 nucleotides. It is a transcript of the gene REEP5, whose product is annotated as TB2/DP1 HVA22 family protein. The record is from RefSeq and is a predicted model, not a curated record. The transcript is spliced from 2 exons. The coding region runs from base 172 to 957 and encodes 261 amino acids. Lineage: Eukaryota; Apicomplexa; Aconoidasida; Piroplasmida; Theileriidae.